AUGUACGAAUAAUCUCAGAGGCAAGAACUGAUCGACUUUAGGAAUUACGUAAGAUAGAUGACGUCGGCAAAAAUAAAUAACAAUCAAGAAAAGUCUCCUUGCAGAAAGAAUUCGGCGAAAUAAUUAUCGUUCAUUUUGAAGAGUACUCAACUAAGACAGAGCGUGUAGAAGUAUGAGCCUAUCAAGAGUAAUCAAAUCAUGAAAACCAGCUAUGAACAAUCUUAUAUCUAAAGAUCUACAUCUUAGUCAUUUGUUCAAUUUGAUGCAAAUUGGUGGAAGGAAAAUUAGAACUCUUUUAGCAAGAUUAAAAAUGAGGGAUACGUGAGUGUUUCUGAUUUGAUUAAGAUCAGUAAUGGUUUGAGUCAGAUGUCAAAAAAGGAAAUUCAUGAAUUGAGUUCAAAGUAUGAAGGUUGA
Messenger RNA from Paramecium tetraurelia, 414 nucleotides. RefSeq lists its product as uncharacterized. Lineage: Eukaryota; Ciliophora; Oligohymenophorea; Peniculida; Parameciidae. The transcript has a single exon. The record is from RefSeq and is a predicted model, not a curated record.